AUGGGGGUGUCCCGCGUCCUGCGGCGCCUGAGUGGCGUCCCCUCGCCUGCAGAGGAGGAGCAGGGUGAGGGAGGCGGCUUGGCAGCCUGCCGCAAUGGGCGCUUCCCCGGGGGCGCUGAAGUGGGCUUGGGCCCCCGGCGCCGGGGCCGCUUUGUCAAGAAGGACGGCCACUGCAAUGUUCGCUUUGUCCACCUGGGGGAGCACGGGGCGCGCUACCUUAGCGACCUGUUCACCACCUGCGUGGACGUCCGCUGGCGCUGGAUGUGUCUCUUUUUCUCCUGCUCCUUCGUGGCCUCCUGGCUGCUCUUCGGCCUGGCCUUCUGGCUCAUCGCUUCCCUGCACGGGGACCUGGCCGCACCCCCGCCGCCCGCGCCGUGCUUCUCACAGGUGGGCAGCUUCCUGGCCGCCUUCCUCUUUGCCCUGGAGACCCAGACGUCCAUCGGCUACGGGGUGCGCAGUGUGACGGAGGAGUGCCCGGCCGCGGUGGUGGCCGUGGUCCUGCAGUGCAUAGCAGGCUGCGUGUUGGACGCCUUUGUGGUGGGUGCCAUCAUGGCCAAGAUCGCCAAACCCAAGAAGCGUAAUGAGACGCUGGUGUUCAGUGAGAAUGCCGUGGUGGCACUGCGCGACCACCGCCUCUGCCUCAUGUGGAGGGUGGGGAACCUGCGGCGCAGCCACCUGGUGGAGGCCCACGUCCGAGCCCAGAUACUUCAGCCUCGCGUUACCCCAGAAGGCGAGUACAUUCCCCUCGAUCACCAGGAUGUGGAUGUGGGGUUUGACGGGGGUACAGACCGCAUUUUCCUGGUGUCGCCCAUCACCAUCGUCCACGAGAUCGACGCCUCCAGCCCUCUGUAUGAGAUGGGCCGGGCCGAACUGGCCAGGGCAGACUUUGAGCUGGUGGUCAUCCUGGAGGGCAUGGUGGAGGCCACGGCCAUGACCACCCAAUGCCGCUCCUCCUAUCUUCCUGGGGAGCUUCUGUGGGGCCAUCGCUUCGAGCCCGUGCUCUUCCAGAGAGGGGCCCACUACGAAGUGGACUACCGUCACUUUCACCGAACCUAUGAGGUGCCAGGGACCCCCAUCUGCAGCGCUCGGGAGCUGGAUGAGCAACGGGCCCUGGGGGACAGUGACAGCCCUGGGCCCAAAGGGGGCCUGCCCGGUGCCCUGGCUGCCUUCUGCUAUGAAAAUGAGGUGGCCCUCAGCUGCUGCCAGGAAGAGGACGACGUGGAGGAGGAGAGGGGUGAAGCCCAGGUGGAGGCCAGCUCCAAGGCCUCCACCCCGCCCCUGGCCCCGUCCCCUGAAUUGGCCCCACCCCCUUGAAGGAAGACCAGCAGGGCUGGGGAACUGCCUCAGGGGCCCACCAUGUCACCACCCCUCCCCCAGGGGAUGUGGUCGGUAGUCCUAGGUGGGGAAGGACCUGGAAUCUGGGCGCAGGGACUUGCCUGCAGGCCUCGAGCCCCUUCCCUGGGGCAUAGCCAGGCAGUACAUGCUUCCUGGACCGUGGACUUUAGGAAUGGGGGAGGUGGCUUUGUGUGUGGAACCUUCUGGAUGAGUUGAAUGGGUAGCUCCAUCUCACCACUUUCCCAACCAGGGGGAAUGAGGGCCCCCCUCCCUUCUGCCCUAUUGUUACCCUCAGCACUCUUCUUCCUCCCAAGCCCCUUCCUUCUGGGCUCAAUCCUGCCUGGAGUCCAAGAGGCAGGGGGUGGCCGGGGUUGUUCUAGACCCCCCUACCCUCAAGAAGAGAAUGGGACCCAGGAAGCCCAUUGGUUCAGACCCAGUUUGCAGACAGGACAAGCCAUGGAGGGCUGUGGGCCCAUGGGGUCGUGAGGAGCCUGGCCUGGCCUCCAGGCUGAGCAGGAGGCAUCCUGGAUGCACAGGGCCACCAAGUAGCCAAUGACUUUCUCCAGAAUGCUGUGCAUAUAUACCUAUCUAUACAUAUCUACA
Vombatus ursinus (common wombat) is the source of this 1938-nucleotide messenger RNA. It is a transcript of the gene KCNJ14, whose product is annotated as potassium voltage-gated channel subfamily J member 14. Gene Ontology annotation, biological process: potassium ion import across plasma membrane; regulation of monoatomic ion transmembrane transport. The record is from RefSeq and is a predicted model, not a curated record. Bases 1 to 1314 code for a protein of 437 amino acids. The transcript is spliced from 2 exons. Gene Ontology annotation, cellular component: plasma membrane. Lineage: Eukaryota; Metazoa; Chordata; Mammalia; Diprotodontia; Vombatidae. Gene Ontology annotation, molecular function: inward rectifier potassium channel activity.